Penicillium subrubescens is the source of this 846-nucleotide messenger RNA. RefSeq names its product opsin family protein. The transcript has 2 exons. Gene Ontology annotation, cellular component: plasma membrane; endoplasmic reticulum. Lineage: Eukaryota; Fungi; Ascomycota; Eurotiomycetes; Eurotiales; Aspergillaceae. The record is from RefSeq and is a predicted model, not a curated record. The coding region runs from base 1 to 846 and encodes 281 amino acids.
AUGGAUCUCUUCCCCCGUGGAAACGAUGCCCUGAAGGUCAACCCCGUCAUGGGGGUUGAUGAGGCUCUGGCAGUGCAUGGCUCCGACUGGCUCUGGGCAGUUACAGCUGUUUUCUGCUUGGCUCUCAUUGGCUGUCUUGUCAUGUCUUUCGCCGCGAAGGAAAGCGAGCGAGUCUUCCACUACCUGUUCACCUUCGUCCUUAUGGUCGGCGCAAUCACCUACUUUGCUCAAGCUUCAGAUCUGGGCUGGAGUGCGGUGCCACAAGUUGACAAUCUUGGGAAUGGAAUCAUCCGGCAAGUGUUUUGGGUCAAAUAUGUCCACUGGCUGGUUGCAUUCCCAUCACUCGCCCUUGGGUUAGGCCUCAUCUCGGGCGUCUCCUGGACCACCAUCAUUUGCAACAUCGCCCUCUCCCUGUACUGGGUUGUCAGUUACCUCGCCGGCGCAUAUGUGACCACUUCCUACAAAUGGGGAUUCUUUGCCUUUGGCACUUUCGCCUGGCUCAUUCUCGCCAUGAGCACUAUCAACGAGAGCCGCGAGGCUGCGCAGCUCCUUGGCGUGGACAAGGACUACAUCAUUCUGUCGGGCUGGACCAAUUUCCUGUGGAUCAUUUAUCCGAUUGCCUGGGGCUUGACUGAUGGUGGUAACAAGAUCGGUGUGACGGGGACUUCGAUCUUCUUCGGAGUGCUGGACGUCCUCAUGGUCCCGGUGCUCAGCUUCGCCGUCUUGAUCCUUGCUCGCCGGUGGGAUUACCGCAAGUUGAGUAUUGCGUUCAGUGACAGUCGUCCGAGCCGAGAGACUGAGGCUGCCUCCGCACUUAAGGGAGAUGCCUCUCGGCCAGCCGAAUAG